Messenger RNA from Talaromyces marneffei, 771 nucleotides. RefSeq lists its product as uncharacterized. The record is from RefSeq and is a predicted model, not a curated record. The coding region runs from base 1 to 771 and encodes 256 amino acids. The transcript has 2 exons. NCBI's taxonomy places the organism in Eukaryota, Fungi, Ascomycota, Eurotiomycetes, Eurotiales, Trichocomaceae.
AUGGCCGCCUCCAAACCGACUAUCGUCAUUAUCCACGGCGGCUGGCACGUCCCAGAAAGCUACGAGAAGCUCAUAUCAGUGCUUAGAAAUGCCAACUAUGAAGUCCAUUGCCCACGAUUACCAUCAACCAACCAGAGCCGACCCCCCAACGCCGACCUUUACACUGAUUCGGAUCUCGUGCGCACCUAUGUCUCGAGCCUCGUGCAGGCCGGGCGCUCUGUAGUUGCCUUAUUGCACUCCUAUGGCGGACAAGUAGGCACCGAUGCGCUUGUUGGUCUCGGGCAAGCGACUCGAACGAAAGAGGGUCUCUCAGGGGGUGUCUCGCACCUUAUCUAUCUGGCUGGGUACGCGGUGGCCGAGGGGGUAGCCAUGAUGGACAAAGUUCGGGAAUUUGGCCAUAUGGAUCUGGUGCCGAUGGCAUUUGAUUUUUCUGAUGACGAUACUUGUGUGAGCACUGAUCCGCGUAUAUUGUUAGUUGGUUCUAGUGACCUUGCUCCCGACGAGGUGGACAAGUACCUGGCGACGCUCGUCCGCUGGAAUGGAAAGUGCAUGUAUCUGCCCUCGCGCCACGCUGCCUGGCGCGAAAUUCCCGUUGCCUAUGUUUACAGCUCUCAAGAUAUGACGGUACCGUUAACCUACCAGACCAGCUUCGUUGAGGACAUGGAGAAGGCUGGCCGCUCUGUACGGACCUUUGAGCUUGCCACUGGCCAUUGCCCUCAUCUGACGGCCACCGCUGGAGUGGUCGACGCCAUUCAGCACGUUUGUAGAUAG